Molecule: messenger RNA, 2975 nt
Organism: Linum trigynum
Lineage: Eukaryota; Viridiplantae; Streptophyta; Magnoliopsida; Malpighiales; Linaceae
Source: the annotation of a GenBank genome assembly
AACCCUACGUACCCUGCAUGCAUGCAUCUAAAAGACUAAAAACCCCUCUUUAUCCUCCCAAUCGCACGUAACACCAAUAAAUAAUAGAAACCUCUCUUCCCACACUCAACCCCUUUUUUUUCCCUUUAUUCCAAACUCCAUUGCCAAGCAUUAAUUGAAAGCAUCAUAAGAAUUUCUUCAUGUUCAUCAUACAUGAACAUGAAGAUUGAUAUAUACAACAAUUCCCCUUUUCUAUCUAUAUAACUCAAGCAAGCCAUCACAAUAUUACGUGGAAGCAAUACCCAUUUGAAUUUGAAGGUAUAUAAUCCUUCAAACUUCAUCAAAUCGCCGUACCAAAAGUCUAACAAUAUGUUGCGAGUUGUUAGCACCUUAUUCGGUUCCUCGAGAGCCACACGAAUUCCGGUUCAGAUAUUGUCCCGGCAUUUCCACAGGGACCCGAUUCCGGUGGCUUGGGAGAGGCCCGACGCCGGAUGGACGAAGCUAAACUUCGACGGCUCGUGCAAGGGCCUGAAGGGCGUGUCGAGCAUAGGCGGGGUGUUCAGGAACCACAAGGCCGAGUUCAUGCUGGGCUACGCCGAGCCCAUCGGCUCGACCACCAGCGUGGUGGCCGAGCUGGCGGCCCUCCAGCGCGGGCUGGAGCUCGUGCUGGAGAACGGGUGGAGCAACGUCUGGCUCGAAGGGGACGCCAAAUCGGUCGUGGAGAUCAUCUCGCAGCCCAACAGCAGGAAGCUGCUGAGCAGCUGCGAGAUGGCUCGAAGACACGUCAGUCAUAUAAACCUGAUCAUGUCGGAGAUCGAUAACUGCAAGAUAAAGCACAUCUAUCGAGAAGGGAAUAGGGUUGCGGAUAAAUUCGCCCAUAUUGGACAUGGGUUGGACCGGCCGAGAGUCUGGAGGCACGUGCCGCCGGACGAUGAUGUUUUGCUGCGGAUUGUGCAGGAGGAUGCCGUGGGGAAGAUCAUCAUCCGGAACCGGAGGAGACAAGACAGACAUUAAUUAAUUCAUCAAUUGUUAACAAUCAUUCAUUUGUACAUUGAUUUUUGCAAUUAGGUAUGUAAAGCUGUAAAUAUUUCUGUGAAUAUUAAUGGAUCAAUUAGCUAGUAGUUCUCUUGUACUUACCUUUUGUUAAAAAAAAAAAUUGUAUAAUCACGUACGUAAUUCGUUUUAUUUAAGAUUAUAUGCUCUCUUAAUUCUUGAAAUUUUGUAGAAUUUUGAUGGCGGGAGAGUUGGGUAAAGCAUAUAUAUGGAGCAGAAGAAAGGAAACCUUUAAACGUUCAUGUUACAAUAUGUCUUUCGUCUAAUCCAAGGCAAUUUUUGGUUGUGUGUGUAAAUUGAGUCCCUUAAUUUAUAAGCACCGUGUCAUGUUUGAGUUGCGGUCACGUCAUUACAAACUAUAAAAAUCAUUUGUGUCCGACCCUUUAGUCUAAAUUGUUACUUGAAUACAACAUAUUUACGACGUGUUUUAUAACUGUUUGAGUCGCAAUAUUUCCCCUCCGAAGAUUCCAACUAGAUAUGACUUUACUCCAUCUGGCUGGGCGCCCGGGUCCUACAAGAACAGGUGCACAACGGGCCUUUAGAGCCCGUUAGCACUCCGACGAUCAAGUUAGUCCAAAUUCUAGAGAGAUAAGUGCUCAAGAUGUUUUAGUGAGAUUGUGAGAGAAGUCAACCUGUUUAAAUGCCACAUACCGAACACUAUUUAUACUCGCCGAGGUUCCGACCGAGCUCCUGAAGUUCAGCCCUACGUCAGCAAAGCAUUAAAUGCUCGAUACGGCCCAACGUCUAGGUGCCUCUACGUGGCACUCUCUCAAUCUUCCUGUCGGGGCGGCCAGCAGGGACCACACCCCACAGGCGGCAGUCUUUUAGCCCUCUUCCUCCGUACUAAUUUGUCUUCAAGCCUCCUUUUUCGCUAUGCGCCCUCUCUCUACAGAUCUGCCUUGGUGAUCUUUUUUCUCCAGCUUAGUCCAUAUUGUUCUGGGCUCCCAAAUGGGCUCGGGUCCAAUUGGGUUUGUGACAAUUCAUUGGGCCUAUCUAUAUUGCCCCAACAAUAACUUUUCCAAUGCAUCCAUGAAAACUUCAACCCAACUUCAUGAUUUAUCUUUUAUUGUGGUUACUUCGUGUUAAACCGAAUAACUCUUAAUGGGAAAUAUGGUUACGUACACUAUAAGAAAAAAUAUCGUAGCUUCAUGGUAGUUCUAAAAAUUAAUAUUAAGUUAAGAAUUCUAUAUUGCUUCUGCACAUUCGAUAUUGCAAUUCAAUAUGCAAUAUCAUAAGCAUAUUAUAUUUUAUUUGGAUAUUAAAAUUAUCAUCCAUUUAUAGGAUAUACAAAAAAUUAAAUCAAUUAUUAAACUCAAAUUAAAAUAAUUAAAUUAUGAAAAUCAUAAUAUGAAACAACAAAGAAAUACUUACAAGAGAGUUAGUGGGCUAGUUAAUCGUUGUGAAAAAAGUCCUCUAAUUUUUCAGAUAUUAGGUUUACGUAUGUUUUUAAUUUAGAAAGAUAUAAAUUUUUUUUAAAGGUAAUUGACAAUGAUUCUUGUCUUCAUCCGUGAAGAGACCACGGUUUAAAUUUAGAGAUUGUUAUAUUUUUUAUGAAUAAAAAAUAAAUAAAUAACUGCAAAGAUAAAUCUAUCAUCCUAUUUUCAUUCUCAUUGUAGAAAUUUGAAUAACUCACAACCUUGCCAUAAUAUAUUUGUUUAUUUAACUUUAUCAUGGCAGGUUAAGCAAUGGCAGAGUCCAUAGUUGGAUGGAACUAGGGAUUUCCUACUUCUAUAAAAUAAAUAUAUACAUAAAUAUGUAACACAUAUUAAAUAUUAAUAAUUUACUAAAUAGCCGACUGAUAUAUUAUUAUUUCCGAAAAUAACAAUGAUGUGUUUUCAUAUUCAAAAAGAAGUGUAAAAUACAUUCAUUCACUACACUAUUAAGUAAGUCUCUUGCAUUGUCCACAUUCCAAAAUAUGUGUAAAAUAGAUUAAUUGAUGCAAU